Molecule: messenger RNA, 932 nt
Organism: Microplitis demolitor
Lineage: Eukaryota; Metazoa; Arthropoda; Insecta; Hymenoptera; Braconidae
Gene: Ran
Product: GTP-binding nuclear protein Ran
Exons: 4
Coding region: 167-814 (215 amino acids)
Biological process (GO): ribosomal subunit export from nucleus; protein import into nucleus
Cellular component (GO): cytoplasm; nucleus
Molecular function (GO): GTPase activity; GTP binding
Source: RefSeq, a predicted model, not a curated record
CAUUUUCACAUCCAUCGCAAUAACCCGGGAAAUAAAUUAUUUAUUUAUUAAUAAUACUUAUAUUAUUUAUCGAUAUACAUUCGCCAACAUUAGUAGUCAAUAGCAAAUCAUUAAUAAUUAUUCAAAAGUUUAAUUAACGAGUAAAAAAAGUAAAUAAAAAAAUAAAAUGGCGCAAGAACCUGAUAUGCCAACAUUCAAGUGUGUGCUUGUGGGUGACGGAGGUACUGGAAAGACGACAUUCGUAAAGCGUCACUUGACUGGAGAGUUUGAGAAAAAGUAUGUAGCAACAUUGGGAGUGGAGGUCCAUCCCCUGAUCUUCCACACGAACCGAGGCCCCAUCAGGUUCAAUGUCUGGGACACAGCUGGCCAAGAGAAGUUCGGUGGUCUUCGUGACGGUUACUACAUCCAGGGACAGUGUGCUGUUAUUAUGUUUGAUGUAACAUCACGAGUUACAUAUAAAAAUGUACCCAAUUGGCACAGAGAUUUGGUCCGUGUGUGUGAAAAUAUUCCAAUUGUUCUGUGCGGUAACAAAGUUGAUAUCAAAGACAGAAAAGUUAAAGCUAAGAGUAUUGUUUUCCACCGAAAGAAGAAUCUUCAGUACUAUGACAUCAGUGCUAAAAGUAAUUACAACUUUGAAAAACCUUUCUUAUGGUUAGCAAGAAAAUUAAUUGGAGAUCCCAACUUGGAGUUCGUGGCUAUGCCAGCUCUGUUACCACCAGAGGUGACCAUGGAUCCACAGUGGCAACAACAGAUCGAAAAGGAUCUGAAAGAAGCCCAGGAAACGGCAUUGCCCGAAGACGACGAAGAUCUCUAGGUUAAUAAUUGUACUGAGCAAGUGGACACCGCACAUGCAACUGUUGAAUUGAAACAAGAGUUUUAAAUUUUAAAAUAAAAUGCAGUUUAUAGUUAAAUAAAAAACUUCAAGGACUGUU